CGCCCUCCUGACGGGGCUGCUUGGCGUUGUCUUUGGUUAAUGUACGGUGUAGAUGGACAAGUUUGAACUGGAAUUAGGUGGCUCCUCUCCAGUGACUCUGUGAUGUGAGAUGAGUGUCACACCUAAUAGACAUAUUAUAGACUUUUUAAAUAAUCCAUAGUUUCCUGAAUAAGCUUCAGAGUGCCUUGGGCUGCAAAGAUGCUGGAAGAAGAUAUGGAGGUGGCCAUCAAGGUGGUGGUAGUGGGAAAUGGAGCUGUGGGAAAGUCCAGUAUGAUUCAGCGAUAUUGCAAGGGGAUUUUUACAAAAGACUACAAGAAAACUAUUGGUGUCGAUUUCCUGGAAAGACAAAUCCAAGUUAAUGAUGAAGAUGUCAGGCUGAUGUUAUGGGACACUGCGGGUCAAGAAGAAUUUGAUGCAAUAACUAAGGCCUACUAUAGAGGAGCCCAGGCUUGUGUUCUUGUGUUUUCUACAACUGACAGAGAGUCCUUCAAAGCAAUCCCUACCUGGAAGGAGAAAGUCAUGAAUGAAGUUGGAGACAUUCCCACAGUUCUUGUGCAGAAUAAGAUUGAUCUUCUUGAUGACUCUUGUAUAAAGAAUGAAGAGGCAGAAGCACUGGCAAAAAAGCUAAAAUUAAGGUUCUACCGAGCGUCUGUGAAGGAAGACCUCAACGUCACUGAAGUUUUUAAGUAUUUGGCUGAUAAAUAUCUUCAAAAGCUCAAGCAACAAACAGCUGAAGAUCCAGAACUAGUACAUACAAGCAGUAACAAGAUUGGUGUUUUCAAUACGGCUGGUGGAAGUCACUCCAACCAAAAUUCUAGCACUCUCAAUGGUGGAGAUGUCAUCAACCUUAGACCAAACAAACAGAGGACCAAGAGAAACAGAAGUCUUUUUAGCAACUGCAGCGUACUUUAGGCCACUUCUGGAGGGAAAAAAACCCAACCCAGUGAAUUGGAUGAAGUUGUGCAAUUGAAUACAGAAUAAAGCCAGCUGCAGAGGUAUUUUUACCAGUGCUUUAGCAAAUCUUGUGCCUAUGGGAUCCUUGAUAGAGGAUGGAUUUAUGUAAACUUGCUGAUGCAGUGUUUUCUGGUGUGUAGAGCGAGACACCUGGUGGCAAAAGACAGAACCGUGGCUGCCCUGUGCACUUUGUAAAAAUUAAGCAAACUUCUCCUUUUUCAAGGAAUUCCUUAACGAGCUAUGAACUAGGGAUUGCUGCAUCAGAGCACAUUUAACAUAAGGAUAAUACUUACAAGUAUAGGUACAGAACAAAACACUAUGGCCCAAGGUAAAGUAGCAACCUCGCACCUAAAUUUCAAAGAAAAUGUUAGAACUAGUUAGUCAGGAGACUAAGAAAAUAAAUGAAGAGCAAAAAGACAUUACAUUCUGUGCCUGACUGUAUUAAUAUAGAUUCUGACAGUUCUAUUGGUGCAAUAUACAUGUAUUAUAUGAGUGCUAAGGUAUAUAUGUAAACAUUUGACAUGAAUAUUUAGACUAAAUUCCAGUGUACACGUUACUUGGAGAUGAGCUAAUGGGCAUAAAACAGCAUCUUCCACACAAAAAAAUUUCCUUUAAAACCGUUGCAUUUCAGAUGAGGCUUUCCCAGCUGCCACUGUGUACAUUUAACUUGCUAUACUUCGGGCCUAAAAGCUUAGGUUUAAAAAUGUAUGGUGCCAAAAAUGCUCUUUUUUACCUAAUGCUGUGCUACAGGUGUUUUUGUAAGUUUGUUUUUCUCAGUCUGAACAGGUUGAACAAAUAACACCAUCUUUGACACUAACAGCUAUUCAGAAGGAACUUAUAAUAUAAUCAUAUUCCUGUUCAAAUUUGAUUGUUGUAUCCUGUGUCGUCUAUGAAAAAAAGAACUUGCAAAGUGGUGUCACAAAAUAUUUAUCUUCUUUGGAAAAAAUUUUCAUAGAUAGCAUAAACUAAGUUGUGGAGGAUCAAAAAAUAAAUGCAGCUGAUUGAUAACUGAACUACAUUAACGAGACCAGCUUGAAUGUAGUCUCAGAUUAAGAGCUGCUGGUUACAGAAAAUCUUAAUUCUGCAAGAUCAGAGACAUGGCAAAAAGCUUUCAAAGUGCUUAAGUAAUUUUACAGAAUCAAUUUAGAUGUUUAGGAGCCCAAAUCUAAAUUAAGGUUAUUUGGACUUAGGCUCCUAAAUCACUAAGGUGCUUUUAAAAAUGCUGAGCAAGAUAUCUUUUAAUUACCAAAAAUAAACACUUUUUAAUCCUCUUCAAAAGCAUGCAUGACUUUUAAAAAAUUUCCAUUUUGUUUACAUGUUUUUGUACGGUAUGAUAUAAUUUUAACUUUAUAAGAUUUCUACAACAAACCUGCCAGUGACAAAUGCAAAAAUAUGCUGCUUGAAACAAUUCAGAGUUUUAAUAGUUUUUUAAAUGGUGUGCGAGAAUGAAAAUGAGUCGAGUGGUCCUGUAUAUUUUUGGAGGAAGGAGUUUUCACUGUGUGAAUUCAUGGAGGAAGCUUGACUUUGUUUCAAAGUCAGUGCAUAUGGAAACUGAAAUGUACUCACUUCCCCGCUGCCUGCAGGGAGGGAGGUGCGUGGCGAGUUAUGCACAAACACUAAAGAUCUCUGAACUCUGUAUUUUAUGUUUACUGUAUUAGACGUUAUACCGAGUACGGUUGUUUCUUUGACGAGCUGUUAGAGCAUCUCCUGUUGCUGGCAAGAGGGCGGCCUUCAAGGCGCUCGGUCCCCUUUGUUAUUGCAGCAAAACUGUGUUCCUCACUGUAGUGUUUCUGCUGUUUUAUCUUAUUAAAGGCCUUUGGUUUUUAACAAGUGCAUUUAAUCACUGUAUGUAUGUGUAGAUGGAGUCAGGUCCUGUCUGUCUUAGCAAUUGUAGUAGUGAGGUACUUAGGAUAAGACUUAGGAUUGUACGUCAUGGGGCUGCCUUACAACCUCAGGCUGCAGGAUAGAGUGUAUGCAUGAGAAUUUUGACAACUGUUUUUAAUAGGGAAACUUCUGCAUUUCAUUGUCUGUCUGCCGGGUUCACAUUUUUAUUCAUUGUUCCUGAAAAACAAACCCACCAAGUGUCUGAAACGUCUUUUUUUUGCUUUGUUUGACUUUGUACAGAGUACUGAAAAUGAAGCCUUUAUUACGUGUAAUGACCAUUUGUACUAUUACAUGGGACACUGCAGGCAUUGUGCUGUUACAUAAGCCAUUUGUAUCGAAGGUCUGUCAUUUUAAACCACUGUUUUAAGGACUGAAAACUCUGGAAAUAUUUAUAGGUUGACAGACGUGCUAAAUUUAGGCUAUGUUGAAAUGUAGUACACGUACUUUAACAUUGGAAUAUGUAUUUGCAGCAUCAGGUAAGGGUGAGUUUUAAUUUCAUUCAUACCUUAAGUCUCAAGUGACUCACUCUUCGCUGUGACUUUGCAGUGCUUGUUUUGCAGUACGACUGAGAUGGAGACUGUCCAAAUUAUCCUUUUUCUGGAAGUGCUCUGCAUGUACGCUGCUUGAAAAUUGAAUUUUUAUCCCACUGGGGUCAGUGUUUAGAUGUAAACUAGGUGCCUUGCAUAUUGCAGGAAUAUGCAAGUUCAGUGGGAGUAACUCUUGCCUUUUGGAUGAGCAGACGUGCCUGGAUGUUCAGCACUUGCAUUGUCCUUUGUGAAUAAUUUUCAUUGCAGCCGUUGCCCCAUUCUCCACUCAAAAGUGUUCUUAUUAAAGUAUCAGAUGUUUUACUUACUAAAACCUAGAGGUGCAGAGCUGGUAAUAAAAACGCCUUUCGCUGUGCGUCUGUGUGACUGCAUGGUGGAAGAGGAUGUAGUGCUGUUACACCUGUGGCAGGCUGGAUUAGGAGCAAGAGAUGUUCCAACCACAAGACAGGAAGUUUUCUUCUGGGAGACUAAGCUAAUUGCACUCCUGUUUUAUCUGUUAUUAUCUCUUGAAUAACUCAUGGGACGUAUUAUCUGAAUCUUGCCAAAAUUCUUUGCUUUCAGCUGAUCGUGCUAGCGCUCGUACUAAACUUCAGUAAUUGUUGAUGCCUGGGUGAAAUCACGGAAUAGUUUGGGUUGGAAGGGACCUUAAAAGUCAUCUAGUUCCAACCCCCCUCCCAUGGACAGGGACAUCCCACGAGAUCAGAAAAAUAAAUACUUAUUAGAAAUAAACAUUCACUGAAGAGUAUGGCACUAAAGCAUCUGUCACUCCCGUGUUGUAUCCAGUCAGUGAAUGGGUGUUCUCCCAGUAAGGGAGCAUUGUUUGAUGCAAAGUGGUGAUGCUAGGGAUGUAUUUCCAUCUGGAAACAACAAGUCUCGAAGUUGUAAGACUGAUCACACAAAGACUUUUGUGCUUGCGUCUGUGUGGUUUAUUUUGAAAAAAAUAUUCCAUUUGAGACAAUGUUGGAGUUUUCUUAUUUUCAGUGUUUCUUAAGACAACACUUACCUUUUUGAGUCAAAAUACCUGAAUCGCCACACUGUCAGUCUGAUUUCCUCUUCAGUUUUUUAAUGCUUCAGUAAAAUUUGUCUUUUUUUUUCCUCCUUUCAAUUCUUGAGCUGCAGCAUAUUGACACGUAAUUUUCCUUUGCAUCACUUCUGUCGGUGUAUGUUAUACUAAAGGGGAUUGAGCAGCUGAACACGUCGUACUGGCUGCAGGUUGUGCAGGGGUACGUGCACAAUGCUCAGUGAACAUGCACUUUGAACCUGUUAAUUCAUCUAUUCAAGCUGACAGCUACCAGUUAAUAAUAGAAUUAAUUAUUUGCACUGCAGAACCCUCUUGUGGGAAUUCAAUGCUACAGCAAACUAACAAACUUGCUGCUUGGAUUCUAGUGGUGGUACCUAAGCCCCACGGCUUUUCUAGAUGUAAUCGUAGACCUCCAGCUGACACUGCAGUUCCUGAACACUAAUUGUACGUAAGCCAGAGAGCCAGCGUGGUCCAACAAGCUUUAUUUCAUCAAAGCUACUUUACUACCUUUUUGUAGGGAGCAACAGUUGUGUGUAUCUUUUUUUGAAUGCUCAAAUAAUACUGACAGAAUACUUCUCUCUGCUAAAUAUGGCAUCCUAAUAGGGAAUUAAAAUUACAGAAGAAAAAUGCAGCAAUCUUUAGAUUUAAAAUGAAAGGUGCUGUAAUAGAUUUAAGAGAAACUUUCAAACAGUUCCGUAUCAGAGUGUUUUACACCCGUCAUCACAAACCCAGGUGAGUCCUAGUACUGAACUGGGCUCAUUCUCAGGUUUCCAGUAGUAGGGUAAUACUGAUAAAUAAUGUAUGUGAUGAGUGUUUUUUCUUCUGUUGCCAAGAUAAGUUUGGUUCAGCAGAACCAACUAAAUUUGGUCAAAAAAAAGUAAGAAUCGGGACCAAGAGAGAUCCCGCUCUCAUUGCAAAGGUGAAGAUGCAUUGUUACUAAUAAAUGACUUACUCUUAUUUGCAAGUUCAUGUGACUGAGUGGUUAAAACAGAUAAUGUACACAACUCUGUUGUGAUCUCAAGUAAAUGUAAUAUAUUUUUAGAAAAAAAGCC
Cuculus canorus (common cuckoo) is the source of this 5456-nucleotide messenger RNA. RefSeq names its product RAB23, member RAS oncogene family (gene RAB23). Gene Ontology annotation, molecular function: GTPase activity; GTP binding. The record is from RefSeq and is a predicted model, not a curated record. The transcript is spliced from 8 exons. Lineage: Eukaryota; Metazoa; Chordata; Aves; Cuculiformes; Cuculidae. The coding region runs from base 199 to 912 and encodes 237 amino acids.